GUCUGCGAUUCAUAACACUACUAGCCGCGGCGAAUAGGAACGUUUACUUUUAAUUUGUUCUCGAAAAUGGAAAGAGUUCUUUGUGAGCGACACGGAAACAUUUGCUUUCUGAAGACUGGUGUGAAAGAAGGGCCGAAUAAGGGUAAAAGUUUCUAUGUUUGCGCCGGGAGGGAUCCGACCCCGUGUGAUUUCACACUGCCUGCUGAACUUCCACCUUCCCACUGUCUCCGCCAUGAAGAUGCCGUGGUUGAACUCCAGACCUUAAUGCACAGUGCAGCACAGGACACAUACAGGCUGUUAUACCGUUGCCUAUUAGGGAAGAAAGAAGGACAGAAGUGGUGUGGGAGUGUUCCAUGGACCGAGAAAGGCACUCAAAAGAAUGUUUCGUCAGAGAACAAAAAACAACCUUCCAGUCUGCCUCCUGUUAAAAAUCCUUUCAAAGACCCGGGGAAAGAAUACAGAAGUUCAGAGUGGAGAAAGAUUCAAGAAGGAGCGACGAAGAUGUUGGAAAAAUCCGUAGAAAGCGAGAGCGCUAGGAGAAGCAGUGAUGAUGAUAAAAUUCAGCAAAAGAAAGCAGAGAAAGAAUCUGACGGCCAAAGAAACUCGAACAGUACAAACGCAAGGGAGGGAGAGAUAGUGAGUUCUGUGGAUUCUGAAUCCUGGAGAGACAAAAAACUUCCACCUGGCAUGAAAGUAAAGAAGCGAGCAUCUGAUGAGGACAGGAAAUUGCACAACAGUACUGAGGGUGCUACAAAGGGAGCAGAAGCUAUUAAAGAUUCUUACAACAGUAGUAGUAGUAAUUGUGAAAGUGUUAAUGAACAGCAAACUGAGAAAGAGACUAAAUCGCAGAACUCUCAAAGCUGUAACAAAGAGGAAAGAGCAACUUUACAGCAAAACCCUCAAAAGAAAUCUCAGGGACAAAGUCCUCAUUUAACCUCCAUGAAGACAUCUAUAUCGAAGACAGACACAGAGCCAGGCAAUAUUACUCAAAAUCCUCCAAAAACAGGCAGUCAGACCAGCUCAGGAACAAUAGUAGAAGCUGUUUCAGCUUCACUGAAGCCUGCUAUGAAUGAUGCUCAAAAGAAAACAGUACAGUCGCCCUAUGGAGACUGGAGUGAUGAUGAUGAUGAUGUACAGCUGGUCUCAGUUCAGCCGGCCUUUCAGCAGACUUCUUCAGCUCCAGCUGCACCUUUGCAGAAAACCCUUACCUCAUACCCAGGGUUCCAGCUUAUGUCAAAGGGCAAAAGUCAAGAGGAAGACCCCAGAGCAAUUCACAACCAGCUUACUACCCAACUUAAACAAAAGAAGGCAACUCUGUCAUCAGUUAAUGUGUCUGCUCUGCCUGAUAAAGGAGAGAGGCUGAAGAGCCAAGUGAAGCAGUUGGAAGAGGCUCUGGAAUCUUUAAGCUUGACCAAGGAUGCUCUUACUGAGACCCAAGAUGCUGAAAGUAAUGCCCAGCAGAAUCCCAAACCCAGUUCCAAUCCUUUUAACCGUGCAGGCGGCACUAUUCUCCUGGCAAAGCCACCAGUCCAUUUUCAACCAAACUCCUCUACUAGUUCACUGGGACUACAGCUCAGUCAGGGCUACUCACAGAUGUUUGGAGCAGUGAAUCCUCAAAACCAAGCAUUCUAUGGUGGCAGGAUGACCGAAGACAGACUGCUUGCUGUGCGCAAUGCCACAACAGAGGCGAUUGAUCACCUUCACCACUCACUGGAGUCUUGCCCUUCUACAGAUACAGAGGCUCAGGAUCCCAAAGGAAUAAAGGUCCAGUUGUUGCCUCAUCAGAGAAGAGCCCUGGCUUGGCUGCUAUGGAGAGAAACCCAAAAACCCUGUGGGGGUAUUCUCGCGGAUGACAUGGGUCUGGGGAAAACCCUCACCAUGAUCGCUCUCAUUCUCUCCCAAAAGAAGAAAGAAGAGAAAGAUACUAAGCUGGAGGGAUGGAUUUCCAAGACUGAUUCUAUGUUGGUGGCAUCCCAGGGAACUUUAAUCAUCUGUCCUGCCUCUCUGGUGCAUCACUGGAAGAAGGAGAUCGAGAAGCAUGUGAAGAGCAGUCGCUUAAGUGUGUAUCUCUACCAUGGGCCUAACCGACAGAAGAGCGCAAGCAUAUUGGCAGAACAUGAUGUAGUGGUCACAACAUACACCCUGGUUUCUAAAGAGAUCCCGGUUCAGAAAGAAGAUGCAGAAAAGCCCAGUCAGGACUCUGAGCCUGUGGGGUCUGAGCUGCCACCUCUCCUGCGUGUAGCCUGGGCUCGUGUGGUUCUUGAUGAGGCCCACAAUGUCAAGAACCCCAAAGUGCAGACCUCCAUGGCUGUGUGUAAGCUGCGGGCCAAAGCACGCUGGGCCGUCACAGGCACGCCCAUCCAGAACAACUUGCUGGAUAUGUACUCGCUGCUGAAAUUUUUAAGAUGCUCUCCGUUUGAUGAGUACAAGCUGUGGAAGGCUCAGGUAGACAAUGGCUCUAAGAGGGGAGGAGAGAGACUUAACAUUCUCACCAGGUCCCUGCUGCUGCGCAGGACUAAGGACCAGCUGGACUCUACAGGCAAGCCUCUGGUGGCUCUCCCUGACCGAAGCUGUCAAGUUCACAGGGUAAAACUGUCUCAGGAUGAGCAGUCUGUUUACGAUGUGGUGUUUGCACAGUCCAGGUCCACUCUCCAGUCCUAUCUGAAGAGGCAUGAAGGAAAAGACAGUAAACAAGGAGAUGUUGGCAAUCCCUUUGAGAAAGUUGCGCAGGAGUUCGGGAUGUCCCAGCGGGAUUCUGUGUCGUCUUCUCAGCAACCUCAGGUUUCAAGCACCAUCCAUAUCCUGUCCCUGUUGCUGCGCCUCAGACAGUGCUGCUGUCACCUAUCCUUGCUGAAGAAGACGCUGGAUCAGACUGAGCUGCAGGGAGAUGGGAUUUCUCUUUCUCUGGAGGAGCAGCUACUUGCUCUGUCUCUGUCUGAAUCCUCUGACUCAGACCCCAAAGCCACCGUUUCUCUCAACGGCAGCCGUUUCCGCUCCGAGAUUUUUGAGGAGAGCCGAGAAAGCACUAAGAUUUCAGCCGUCCUCACAGAGUUAAAAGAAAUCCGUAAGAAAAAUCAGAAAAGUGUGAUUGUGUCCCAGUGGACGAGUAUGCUGCACAUUGUAAGCAUUCACUUAAAAACGCUGGAUCUGCACUACAGUGUCAUUGAUGGUACAGUAAACCCUAAGCGACGCAUGGACCUGGUGGAAGAGUUUAAUACUAACCCCAAAGGACCUCAGGUAAUGCUCGUGUCAUUAUGUGCUGGAGGAGUAGGUAUUAAUCUGACAGGUGGAAACCAUCUGUUCCUUAUAGACAUGCACUGGAAUCCUGCACUGGAAGACCAGGCCUGUGACAGAAUCUACAGAGUGGGACAACACCGUGAUGUCACCAUUCACAGGUUUGUGUGUGAGGGCACAGUGGAGGAUAAAAUCUCCUCUUUACAAGAGAAGAAGAAGGAGCUGGCCCAGAAAGUCCUGUCUGGAACUGGGUCCUCUUUCACCAAACUCUCAUUGGCAGACCUCAGGGUUAUCUUUGGUGUGUAACCUGUGACUUCGCUACAAUCAACAGGUCACCGCUGAGGGCUUGUUGAGUUACGUCUCGCACUUUUAUCAAUGCCUUACAUAUGUAUGAUUGCCUUGUGCCAAUGCCUAAACUGUAUCAUAAUGUUUCUUUUUUUUAUUUUAAAUAAAUAUUUUCUGACCGAAACAAUAAUAAUAAACCACUGUUUCUCUGGGAA
Molecule: messenger RNA, 3734 nt
Organism: Clarias gariepinus (North African catfish)
Lineage: Eukaryota; Metazoa; Chordata; Actinopteri; Siluriformes; Clariidae
Gene: ttf2
Product: transcription termination factor, RNA polymerase II
Exons: 23
Coding region: 67-3540 (1157 amino acids)
Molecular function (GO): ATP-dependent chromatin remodeler activity; ATP binding; zinc ion binding
Source: RefSeq, a predicted model, not a curated record